Molecule: messenger RNA, 888 nt
Organism: Parnassius apollo (apollo)
Lineage: Eukaryota; Metazoa; Arthropoda; Insecta; Lepidoptera; Papilionidae
Source: the annotation of a GenBank genome assembly
AUGUCUCAAGCUCGGCUUGCAUCAUGUAUCCCAUUGCCUUUGGAACAUAAAUUACUAGUGACAGUAAUCGAAAAAGCUAAAGAUUGGGCGCUCAUGCACGGUGUUGGAAUGCGAGACAAGAAACAUUUUACAAAAGACUCUAUACAGAUUGCACCCUUUGUGUUGCUGCCAUCUCCAUUUCCAAGAACAGAAUUUGAAAAAGCAAUUGAACUCCAACCAGUAUUGAAUGAACUUAUGCAUAAGGUAGCCCAUGAUGACGAAUUUCUAGAGCAUACGUUACAAAAUGCCCUUCAAGUGGAUGAGUUUACAGCAAACCUGUAUGAUAUAUGGAUAAAAGUUCGUCAAGAAGGAGUUGCACAGUCAAUCAGCCUUGGCCUCUUCCGCUCCGACUACCUGAUGCAGUGCACAGAGGCGAACCGAAUAAAGCAAGUGGAAUUUAACACGAUCGCGGCGAGUUUUGGCGCCAUGACGUCCAAUCUACCUGCCAUGUUUCGCUACAUCCUGCGGCAGUUGGGACGUGGAGAUCUCAUUAAAAAUAUGCCAGAAAACCACGCACUUUCAGGGCUUUGUGCAGGAAUAACCGAGGCGUUCCACGAAUUUGAAAUAUCGGAGAAGAGGCCGGAUAUUCAGAUCUACAGGAAGACAUUAAAUGAAAUAUAUGAAGAAACGACGCUCAAUGAUAAAAAACAACUCAUAUUCGAUGGUCGACCUGUCGCGGUUGUGUACUACAGAUCGGGGUAUGAACCAGCACAGUAUCCGUCUAGUCGCGAAUGGGAUGCGAGACUGCGGGUUGAAAGAUCUACUGCUAUAAAAUGCCCCUCAAUCCAUUACCAACUCGCUGGAACAAAGAAGGUUCAACAAACCCUCGCUUCCCCCCCGGCGUCUUAG